This is a messenger RNA of Melampsora larici-populina 98AG31, 1241 nucleotides long. RefSeq lists its product as uncharacterized. NCBI's taxonomy places the organism in Eukaryota, Fungi, Basidiomycota, Pucciniomycetes, Pucciniales, Melampsoraceae. The record is from RefSeq and is a predicted model, not a curated record. Gene Ontology annotation, cellular component: cytoplasm; intracellular anatomical structure. The coding region runs from base 106 to 1086 and encodes 326 amino acids. The transcript has 8 exons. Gene Ontology annotation, molecular function: transaldolase activity. Gene Ontology annotation, biological process: pentose-phosphate shunt; carbohydrate metabolic process; pentose-phosphate shunt, non-oxidative branch.
AGCUCUUUUCCCCAACCGAUUGAUUCUUCAACCAAAACCAACCACUUCCAUAUCACUCCAUAGAACUUACCUAUCUCAACUUUCAUACCUUCAUUCUCUUUUAAAAUGACCACCGCCUUAGACCAGCUUAAGCAGUAUACCACUGUCGUAUCUGAUUCUGGUGAUUUUGAAAGCAUUGCCCAAUACAAGCCUCAGGAUGCGACCACCAACCCUUCGUUAAUCUUGGCUGCGGUCAAGAAACCAGCAUACGCUAAAUUGAUCGACGUAGCUGUCCAAUACGGGAAGUCACAAGGAGGGUCGAUCGAUAACCAGGUAGAUGCUACCGUCGACAGACUCCUAGUCGAGUUUGGCAAAGAGAUUCUGGCUUUGAUUCCAGGCCGAGUUUCGACAGAAGUCGAUGCGCGUUUCUCCUUUGACAAGGAAGCCACCAAACAAAAAGCCAAACAUCUCAUCGAGUUAUACAAAUCACUUGGGAUCAGCAAAGAUCGAAUCUUGAUUAAGAUUGCUUCUACCUGGGAGGGAAUUCAGGCUGCAAGAGAGCUAGAGAAAGAGAACGAUAUUCACUGCAACCUUACUUUACUCUUUGGAUUCGGCCAGGCUGUUGCUUGUGCUGAAGCUGGUGUUACCUUGAUCUCACCUUUUGUGGGUCGAAUCUUGGAUUGGCACAAGGCAAAGAACCCUGAUGGCAAGUUCGACGGUGCCAACGACCCCGGUGUGCAAUCUGUUCAAAAGAUAUACCGUUACUACAAGCAAGAGGGUUACAAGACGAUCGUGAUGGGUGCUUCGUUCCGUAAUACGGGCGAGAUUGAGCAAUUGGCAGGAUGUGAUUUCUUAACUAUCUCGCCCAAUUUGUUGGAUGAGUUACACAAAUCUGACAAAAAGAUUGAACAAAAGCUAAGUGUUGACAAAGCUACCACUGGUGAAAAAUUGGCAAAAGUGUCGUAUGUCGACAACGAGCCUGAGUUUAGAUGGGCCUUACUACAAGACCAGAUGGCUUGGGACAAACUACACGAAGGUAUUAAGAAGUUUGCAGAGGAUUCUGAGACACUUAAAUCGCUCCUCAAAGAAAAAAUCGGCAAGGCUUGAAAGAGGGAUCAUACAUAGAGUUUUUUGUUCUAUCUUUGUAGCAAUCGAUCCCAUUCCCUGCCAUACGCAACUUUGCAUUACCUUUCUCAUGAUGUACUUUAUAUGCACUAAGGUGACAUUGGGCAAAAGAUAGACAAUGUUACCAAUCCCCACUC